CUUUCCUCCGCAGCCAAUGUCAAUACAGACAAGAGAUCUUGUUAACACUGUCUAAAGAAGUAUGCGCGUCAUUUGGAUGUAUUCCAACGAUUAUUCAAUCAUAAUGCAAUGGAAUGGCACUUGAGAUGGAACUGCUCCCCGCCGAAUGAAAUGUUGUCUUAACGACGUCACUGCUCUUCUUUGGCAUUCCAUAUCUCUUUUGGUUGUCUAUUUCCUUGGGGUGUCUUGUCUUCAAAAUGUAGGCUAUGAAACUGCCAUAACUGGUUUAUUCCCUACUGAUAUCUACGACACAUGCGUACGCAUAUUUGUUAACUUGGAAUUCUUGGACUAUAACGUGAAAUUAUGGUCUCCACGCGUCAGCAUCCCCAGGAAUUUCCCUCUACGAAGGCAGAAAGACCCUCAACCUCCCCGUCAGGUAGGGGUACUGUCCGGAGAUGGGUUCACACGCCAUCUGUCGUGAUGACUAUAUGGCUCUUGAUCUCCGUACCGCUCGUUCUCUGGGAUGCAGGUUGUAUUCUGCUAGGCCCACAUAGCAUGGCCCAUGACAAGCUUCAUUCGCCUGUUUGGACACCAUAUGUGCUUUAUGGUACCAUUGAUUAUAGUUACGGUUGGCCAGCAUUCAACGCCAGAAAUGGCUUUACCAUCGCACAGACAGUCAUGAAUCUAGUGGAGACAGCAGGAUACAUUUUCUACCUGUAUACUGUGUAUGUGUACGGGGUGUCAACCACAGACUCUGGUCGCGGAUCUAAGAAAGGCGUCGAGGGUCUUCGGUGGUUAUUGAAAUCGGAAAAGGUAGUCUCUGGGCGUGAGGGUGCUAUUGCGCUGCUUGUUGGAUACAGUGUUUCCGUGGUGACUGUUAGCAAGACGACUCUUUACUGGUUAAAUGAAAUUUUCUCCGGAUUUCAGAAUAUCCGACAUACCGAAAUUUCUUCCUUAAUCCUACUGUGGGCUGUACCUAAGUGAGUUCCCCGCACCUUAUACCUUUUGAUCUCUAGCUGCUAUGGCAUAGUUCUUGUUUGGGGUAUCCCACUGACAAGCGAGCGGCAGCGGCUUAUUCCUUCUCUUCCCAAGCUAUAACAUAUACAUCCUUGGCGCAGAGAUUCUGAAAAGUUCGGAAACUGCAAUAAUGUAGUAGGUUUUUGGGGAUUUUGUUCAGAACUCUUCGUGUCUUGACAAGGGAGUGCGCCGCGAGGAUAUUGGACACGAGAGGAUGCAAGCUUUGAACUCAGCGUCUAAGCAAGGGACUGUAUGUUCUGAAAGUUUUAAGGUUCGACAGUGAAAUUGUUUGGAUAGCGUAUACAAGGCUGCAUUUGUCCGUUAACUGGUACUUGUUCCAUCCGCUUUAGUAUUCUC
This is a messenger RNA of Monascus purpureus, 1353 nucleotides long. Lineage: Eukaryota; Fungi; Ascomycota; Eurotiomycetes; Eurotiales; Aspergillaceae. The record is from the annotation of a GenBank genome assembly.